Messenger RNA from Sesamum indicum (sesame), 1321 nucleotides. RefSeq lists its product as uncharacterized. Lineage: Eukaryota; Viridiplantae; Streptophyta; Magnoliopsida; Lamiales; Pedaliaceae. The record is from RefSeq and is a predicted model, not a curated record. Gene Ontology annotation, cellular component: signal recognition particle receptor complex. Gene Ontology annotation, biological process: protein targeting to ER.
UUUUGAAUAAACCCCAAGAUAUAAAAUUAGAAAACCUUCCUGCACCAUACGGAGUCCCUUGUCGUUGUUGAGAGAUCGGAAAAACAACAUUUCCAUUCCAACGGUGCCGGAAAUCGACCAGUCUUGAAUUUGUCAAUUGGCGCGAUGGACAAAGAGAAGUUGGAGGAAGUGAAGAUCCAAUUGCAGCAGUGGUUGAACGAAGCGCAAGAAUUCGUUCGGGAAAUCCCGCCCCCACAGCUUUACGCCGCGAUCGGGGUAGUCCUGUUCACAGUUCUUUUCUUCUUAAUCAUUCGUCUUUUCAAGCGUAGAUCAUCUAACGCCAUUUUACUAACUGGGCUUAGUGGAAGUGGUAAAACUGUUCUUUUUUACCAGCUUCGAGAUGGCUCCUCGCAUCAAGGUACUGUCACAUCAAUGGAACCAAAUGAAGGAACUUUUGUUCUACACUCUGAGACGAGUAAGAAGGGAAAGAUAAAGCCCGUUCACAUUGUUGAUGUUCCUGGCCAUUCACGACUUCGACCUAAACUGGACGAGUUCUUGGCUCAAGCAGCCGGCAUAGUUUUUGUGGUGGAUGCUGUGGAGUUUCUACCAAACGUCCGUGCUGCUUCUGAGUACUUAUAUGAUAUUUUGACCAAAGCAAGUGUAGUGAAGAAAAAGAUUCCACUACUUAUCUUGUGCAACAAGGUGGAUAAAGUUACAGCACAUACAAAGGAUUUCAUCAGAAGACAGCUGGAGAAGGAAAUUGACAAGCUCCGUGCAUCAAGGACAGCACUAUCUUCAGCAGAUAUUACUAAUGAAUUUAGCCUAGGGGUACCUGGAGAAGCAUUUGCAUUUUCUCAGUGCCAGAACAAAGUUACUGUUGCAGAAGCAUCUGGCUUGACAAGUGAUAUCGCUCAGUUAGAGCAGUUUAUCAGAGAACAUGUAAAGGCUUAGUACGAUCUGCCAAAGAGGCAUUCAUGACUAACAGCCAGUUCACCAGUUGUCUACCCUAUAACAUUUGUGGAAAGGCAGUGAAUUGUGCAAGGGAAGGGAGCUGGAAAUAGGAACUUCAAGAGGCAAAACUUUGAUGUAUCUGAGGACUCAGAAUCUUGGAAUCACUAAUUGAAACUUUUAUUUCAAUUGUAGAUCCUGCCUAUGGUGUUGAGUUUCUGUAAGCCUUUACUGUUAAUCCUUGCUUUUCACUUGGGAUGUUGGAUCUUGUGAUGUUCUGAGCUGUUCUAAGUGUUGAUCAUUUUAUCUGGUAGGGGUCUGUAAGUUACUUCAGUUAUGAGAUUUGUGAUUCUUUAUUUUCAUUCAAGAAAACCCUGCCUGGGAUUAAUGGACC